Molecule: messenger RNA, 3951 nt
Organism: Perca flavescens (yellow perch)
Lineage: Eukaryota; Metazoa; Chordata; Actinopteri; Perciformes; Percidae
Gene: picalmb
Product: phosphatidylinositol binding clathrin assembly protein b
Exons: 23
Coding region: 772-3018 (748 amino acids)
Biological process (GO): clathrin coat assembly; clathrin-dependent endocytosis; synaptic vesicle budding from presynaptic endocytic zone membrane
Cellular component (GO): clathrin-coated pit; clathrin-coated vesicle; synaptic vesicle
Molecular function (GO): SNARE binding; clathrin heavy chain binding; 1-phosphatidylinositol binding
Source: RefSeq, a predicted model, not a curated record
CAUCCUCAGCCAGGCCUCUGGCACUCCUGUGACUGAGCAUUUGUGCAUCCCCCCCCAAUCCCUCAGCUGGCCUGCGGUCAGUUAGUAUAGGCUACAGUACGUGUACACCUGCACCACAGAGCAUAUCUAAUAGGAGCUCAGCGGUGUAACAUCUGAUUCAGACUCUGCAGGGGCGGUGUUUGUUGUGUGUGUGUGCGUGUGUAGCCUUUUUCAGCAGAGCAGACCCGCCAUUUCCCCUCCCUGGUGGUCUUUUUUCUUUCAUAGCGUUUUAAAGCGGAGCGGAAAGAGGAGGGGAGGAGGAGAAGAAGCGGCGGCGGCGGCGACAACUGGCGGAGCGGCGGAGGCAGGCAGGCAGGCAGGCAGGAGGAGAGACGCAGGGAUCCGCUGUGCCACAUCGGGAUGAGAGCGAGACACAGACCCGGGUCGGAUGAGUCAGCGAGUGGACCCUGCAAUCACGGCAUCCCUGAAAUCUGAACGAAGCCGAGCGGCGCAACAAAAAAAGAAACAAUCUAACAUUUUUUGAUUGUUGUUGUUGUUGUUGUCAGAUUCCGCUUUUUUUUAUUCCGCCCUCCCCUGGCCCGCGUCUGCCAUAGCCUAGUUUUGAUUUGUUUUUUUAAUUAUUAUUAUCACCAAGGUGGGAAAGGGGUGGGGGGGUCCAGCAAGGUUGCGGAGGAGGUGGAGGUUUUAUUUUCUUUCUCUAUUCAAAGCUCACACCCGAAGAUACACCCAGAAUACCUUUGCAAAGUCUUUUGUUGCAUUCAGUGUGUGAAGAUGUCGGGGCAGAGCAUUACGGACAGGAUAACUGCAGCCCAGCACAGUGUAACGGGAUCCGCCGUGUCGAAAACAGUAUGCAAGGCCACCACUCACGAAGUAAUGGGCCCGAAAAAGAAACAUUUGGACUAUCUGAUCCACUGCACCAACGAGAUGAACGUGAACAUUCCCCAGCUGGCUGACUCGCUGUUCGAGAGGACCACCAACACCAGCUGGGUGGUUGUCUUUAAGUCACUUAUCACCACACACCACCUCAUGGUCUAUGGCAACGAGCGUUUUGUCCAGUACUUGGCUUCCAGGAAUACACUAUUCAACCUCAGUAAUUUUUUGGACAAAAGUGGGUUACAAGGUUAUGACAUGUCCACAUUUAUCAGGAGGUAUAGUCGAUACCUGAAUGAGAAAGCCGUUUCGUACAGACAGGUCGCCUUUGACUUCACAAAAGUUAAACGCGGAGUGGACGGCGUGAUGAGGACAAUGAACACAGAGAAGCUGCUCAAGACUAUCCCCAUUAUUCAGAACCAGAUGGAUGCCCUCCUCGAUUUCAAUGUCAAUGCCAACGAGCUGACUAAUGGAGUCAUCAAUGCAGCCUUCAUGCUCCUCUUCAAAGACUCCAUUAGGCUCUUCGCUGCUUAUAACGAAGGCAUUAUCAACCUGCUUGAGAAAUACUUUGACAUGAAGAAGACUCAGUGUAAAGAAGGUUUGGACAUUUACAAGAAGUUUCUCACCCGAAUGACCCGGAUAUCAGAGUUCCUCAAAGUAGCAGAGCAGGUGGGCAUCGAUCGGGGAGACAUCCCAGACCUUUCACAGGCUCCCAGUAGCCUUCUCGAAGCUCUGGAGCAGCACUUGGCGUCUUUAGAGGGCAAGAAGGUCAAAGACUCCACUGCAGCCAGCAGGGCCAGCACUCUAUCAAAUGCAGUGUCAUCACUGGCCAGCACGGGGAUGUCUUUCACUAAAGUGGAUGAGCGGGAGAAGCAGGCCGCUCUCGAAGAGGAACAGGCUCGACUCAAAGCUCUGAAGGAACAGAGGCUCAAAGAGCUUUCCAAGAGGCCCUCCUUUGCCACCACUGAUACGUCACCGAUCUCCACCACCGGGGGCACUAUCAGCACAGCACCAGCCAUCGACCUCUUCUCUACACCUAGCUGCUCUAAUGGCGCAGUGAAGAUGGAGAGUGACCUUUUUGAUCUGCAGUCAGGGUUCCAGCCCUCAAUGCAAUCAGGCUCAACAGGGCUUCCAGUGGCAACAGCGUGGGCAGAUCCUUUCACCUCUGCUGAAGCAGGAGAUGAAUCCAUGCCAAACCUUAACCCUUUCCUCUCAAAACUCGUUGUCGAUGCCACUCACUUACCUGUCGUGUCUUCAGACGGUGUUAGCUUUUCCUCUAGGACACCUGGUCAUGAAGUGUUUGGUGAUCGUUACAAUCCCUUUAUUGACACAAAUUCAUCCGUUUCAACAAAUUUCAAACGCACAGUGCGGAUAGAACACUCCAUCUCAGACUCCUUCUGUGGUCCAGUGUCCAUUGCCCAGCACCUCCCACACCAGGCUACCUUCCCCACUGAGCCCUCUACUGUAGCAGGUCUAUUCAGAGGAUACUCGAUGCCACAGGCUCCUCCACAACAGUCAGCAGGGGGACUCCAAGUGGACUUUGAGUCUGUUUUUGGAGCCAAGGCCACAGGCAGCAACAUCCUCAAUUCUGAUGAUAUUUCUGGGGGCAUCCUGAAACCAACUCUCGCCGGCUCCAACCAGGCGUCCGGUCAGCUGCCAGAUAAGCUGGUGUCAGAUGACCUCGACUCCUCCCUGGCCAACCUUGUCGGCAACCUCGGCAUCGGGAACGGCAUGAUGAAAAAUGACAUGCACUGGAGCCAGCCGGGGGAGAAGAGGAUGACCGGCGGCACCAACUGGCAGCCCAAAGCAGCACCGAGCACGACCUGGAACCCCGUUUCCAUGCCAUCGUCAGUCAUGGCCUUCCCUGCCACCACGCCAACAAGCAUGAUGGGAUAUGGCAUGCCUCCACAAAUGGGCUCUAUGGGGAUGAUGAAUCCACCCACCAUGAUGUACUCCCAGCCUGUGAUGAGGCCACCCAACCCCUUUGGCUCUGUGUCGAGUGCUCAGGUGGGUGCACUGCCGUCUGACCACGCCACCGAGCGGAUGCACAAUGAACCCUCCGCAGCCUCUAGUCCUUCCAGCCAGAGUCCUCUCCGAGCCCCUGGACAGGACCCGUUUGCACACCUCUCUCUCAAGGAUUUCUUGUAGAGCGUCUCUUUAGAUGCAGUUCAUGUAAUUUGAAGAAAUGUGUCUCUCGGAAGAUGAAGCACUUAGCAGCAAAGCGUUGUCCUCCUCGUUGCAGUCUAACUCUUCAGAGAAACACACACACACACACACACACACACCCCACCCACACACCCACACACCGAAACACAGACAUGUCAAGAACACAAUGGUGCAACGACUGUCCAAAACCAUGGCAACCAUGUCCAAACGACGUUUGGCGAUAGCUCACACCCAUUAUUCUAUAACUUGUCCGAGACGUCGAGUGAUGCUGCUGUCUAAACCCCCCCCUUAAAGAGGAUUCCGUGUCCAUUUUACAGUGUAAUCUGUAAAGAUAGAUAUGGGUGCUGAGAAACUUUGAUGUUAUGUAUUUGGAAAUACUGUGGUUGGAUGUAAAGGUUUGAUGUUCAGCGAAAAAGGAGAGCGGUCCUUCCCUUUCUUGAUCCGAUCAUCAGUCAUCCACUCCCUACAGUUAUUUAACUGUCACUAAGUAGUGAUGCUAAUGGCGUUUACACCUGUUUAGUUUUUGUCUUUUUUACCGUGUUUACAGUAGACAUUCCUUGUGUGUUGUUUGUAUUUAUUUAUGAUUAUUGGUUUAAGAUUGGGGGGGGGGGAAAUAAUGUAAAAUCUCCAGUACAUUGAACACCUGUGGGAGUGCUUCAGCAUUAAACAAGGAUCUCAGACUAUCAUUGAGAGGUAGAGUUAAAAAUAGCUAUUAUAUAAAUUACACCUAUUAAGCGGAAUGAUAGAGCACUAAAUAUUCUAAGAGUUUUGUGUUAAGAAACUUUUUUACUAGAUGAAAGACUUCACAAUCUCCAUUGUAAUUAAAGUGCAGGGGUUAGAGUACGAGUCAGUUACCAGUAUAUAGUCGAUUCUGUGCCUAGGGUUUUUUGCAAUGGAUCAGUUUCCUGUCUAGUU